Messenger RNA from Schizosaccharomyces cryophilus OY26, 3056 nucleotides. Its product is annotated as condensin complex non-SMC subunit Cnd2. Gene Ontology annotation, cellular component: condensin complex. The record is from RefSeq and is a predicted model, not a curated record. The transcript has a single exon. Gene Ontology annotation, biological process: mitotic chromosome condensation. Bases 39 to 2312 code for a protein of 757 amino acids. NCBI's taxonomy places the organism in Eukaryota, Fungi, Ascomycota, Schizosaccharomycetes, Schizosaccharomycetales, Schizosaccharomycetaceae. Gene Ontology annotation, molecular function: chromatin binding.
CGCCCUUCCACCAGAAAGCUGUAAACAUCAAAUAAUAAAUGAAGCGCGCCAGUUUAGGGGGCCAUACGCCUGUAAACUUAAAUUCAUUGAAUGAUGAUGCAUUGGAGAAAAAGAAGGCUAAAGAAAAAAGCAGGAAGGAACGUGAAUUCAGAAGAAGCUCAGCGCUUCAUUCUAUUACUCCCAGAAGAGAAUCUUUAGGAGGACCAGGCUAUGGAUCACCCUUUAAUAGCUCGUAUCAAGUUCCUGUUUUGUCUAACUUUGAAGAAUGGAUCAAACUAGCUACCGAUAAUAAGAUCAAUUCAACAAACACAUGGAACUUUGCACUCAUCGAUUAUUUCCAUGAUAUGUCUUUGCUUCGAGAUGGAGAAGCUAUCAACUUUCAAAAAGCCAGUUGCACUCUAGAUGGAUGUGUAAAAAUUUAUACAUCUCGAAUUGAUUCAGUUGCUACAGAAACAGGAAAGCUACUUAGUGGACUCGCCAAUGAUUCCAAAACCCUUGGUGAAAUUGAAGAAUCUAGCGAGAACGUAGAAGAGGAAGAAGGAAGGAAGAAACGUGAACGAAAACGCGCGAAUCGAUCUGUCAAUACGCUUGCUAAAGAUUUCGAAAGCUUACGGGCAAAACGGUUCGAGUUAGAAGGCUCUUUUGAUCCAUUAUUUAAAAAAAUGUGUGCAGAUUUUGAUGAGGACGGUGCAAAAGGGCUUUUAAUGAACCAUUUGUCCGUCGAUCAACAUGGUAAAAUAGUUUUUGACUCCAGUGACGCUAUUAUUAAGGAUUUAGAAGGAAAUGAUGAUCCGAAGGAGAAUGUUUUGGAAAAUAAUGCUUCUGAAGAUCCAGAAACUGGAAAUGAGAAUAAGAGUACUUAUGCCGAUGGUAUUUCCUUGGAGGCCCUGGGAAGUAUUCAAAAACGUUAUUUCAUUGAUAUUGAUCAACUUACGAUUUGUCCUUCCUUGCAAGGGUUUGAAUUUGAUAAUAAAGGUAACCUGGAUGUUUCAUUGCUAAAGUCUUUAAGUGAUGAGGUGAAUAUGAUUGCGCCGAAUUCAUUGUUAGAAGAACAAGCAGCUAUGAAUGGAGAUGUGGAAAUUGGCUCAUUACCGACGGAUUCUGAGGAGGAUGAUAAUGAUAAUGAGCAAGGACACAUUGUUCAUGCACUUGAAGACAUGGCUUACGGUGAUGAAAACAUAGACUUAUCUGCGAAACCAUUAGAUGAGUUUGAGGAACCAAACAAAAGUAUACACGAUGAUACGGAAGCAGGUGAAACUAUCAAUUUAGCGAAUAAUUCAGUUGACAACUUAUCAUCCAUCAAUGGAAUUUACGAGUAUUUUGACAAGUCGAUAAAGAAGAACUGGGCCGGUCCCGAGCAUUGGCGUAUUCAAGCUCUACGGAAAAGGAGUGUUUCUCAGGCCCCUGGAAUGGAUUCUUCCAAUGUUUCUGAGGGCGUUGACAAUACUCGGGUAUCAAAUUCUUUAGAACGUAGACGGCGUCGUGAAGCAGAUAACACUAUCGACUUUUCGAAGGAGGUUGAUCUCGAUUCUUUGUUUACUCCUGCUUCCGGUAAUUUGAAGCUUCCGAAAUCGCAUUGGAAAAAACGUAAUCGAUGCUUACUACCAGAUGACUAUCAGUAUGAUUCCAGACGGCUUUUACAGCUCUUUCUUAAACCAAAAGUAUCCCUUUUACCGUUUACAUCAUUUAAUGGAGAAACCGGUGUUAAACAGGUGUUUGAAGGACAGGAUGAAGCAGAUACUGCUCCCAUAUACCCUACGGGAUUUGACGAUGACAGCGAUGGCGGAGAUAUGGAUGGCCAAGCUUUGCAUGAAUUUGAUGGAGGAUCUAUGCAAGAAUUUCGGGAAAACACAACAUCACCUACACCACCCUCCUCUGCUGGGUUUGGAGAAAAUUUAUUACUGAAUGCACGACUUGCCAAACCGGAUAGUAUUAAUUACGCUAAACGAGCCAAAAGAGUAGAUGUUAAGGUAUUGAAAGAAAACAUCUGGAAAUGCUUAGACCUUGAAGAAAAUAAUUCGCGUGAAACGUCGAAAUCCAACGUCGAAUCUAAUCCAGAAGGCGAUGAUGAGCUGAAAGAAGAAGAAAAAGAAGAACCAGUGCGUACCUUUUCCUCAACUGUUGCUCAACUAGAGAAUAUGUAUGGUCAAAAGGACCUGAAGGAUAUAUCUACAAGCUUUGCAUUUAUUUGUUUAUUGCACCUUGCUAAUGAAAAUGCUCUUAAUCUGACCAGUAACGAAGACUUUUCAGAUGUAUUCAUUCAACAUGACCCUAAUUUGACUAGCUUGGAAGAAAUGGAAAAGAAUAUGUAACAUCGCUCAUUUUAUGAUGGCAUUCAUGCUGGUCAUUAGUGUCACUUUCUUUUUUUUUUACGGAAUUUUAGGUUGUAUUUAAUGAAAGAAGAGGUUUAAUGGAUUACAUCUCCUUAUUGUUUUUAUCCUUUGUAUUUCUUUUGACUUGGGUAAUGAUUCAUCAAUGUAAGUAAUGUCCUUAAAGUGGAAGGACCCUCAUUAGUCCCUUUCUGUCUUCGCGGCGUAAUAUCAUGAAAUAUUUAUAUUAAUAAAGGAAAUCAAUUUAUGAAAUUGCCGUCAACUACGCGAUCAUGUGAAUAUAUUUCAUACGUUCUUCUUGCUAGUAAUUGCGGUCCUUCCCGGUACGCUCAUUCCUUUCCUUGUGUAAUAAGCAGGGGAUUCAGAAGCUCUACUAGUUCAUGAACCGUUAUAGUUCUUGUUAAAGGUGCCUAACAGAAAACAUUUCUUUCCCCAAUAGCAACUCGAAGCAUCAUUUUAUAACUCUUAAGGCUAUAUGACCGGACAAGGCUGUUUUCGCUUUGAGGAUCAUAAGAUUCUCAUUCCAUAUAUCAAAGCCAUAUCUCAUUCAGCUCAAUCUUCACUUUCUUUAUUUGUUUACUAUUUAGCGCACCCGAUGGAUAACUUAAAGGAUCCAUAGUUACUCAGCCUUAGUCGUCCUUAAGCCAACGUUGUUACUUGCCGUAUCCCAAGCAGUCUGAAUAAACAAGCCCCAUUUCUUGUUUGUUUUUAGAACUUACCUCAAAC